AUGCCAGUUCCCCCAGGUCUGUCCCCUCAAACACCUGCUCCCCCCAAGUUCGCCAUCCCAGUGAGGAUACUGCCCCACCAGAUCAUAGCCUUUGACGAGCUGAGGACCGACUUCAAGAACCCCAUCGACCAGGGGAACCCAGCGCGGGCACGCGAGCGUUUAAAAAACAUCGAACGUAUCUGCUGCCUCCUGAGGAAGCUGGUGGUCCCAGAAUAUUCCAUCCACGGCCUCUUCUGUCUGAUGUUUCUGUGUGCGGCAGAGUGGGUGACCCUGGGCCUCAACAUUCCCCUCCUCUUCUACCACCUCUGGAGGUACUUCCAUCGCCCUGCGGAUGGCUCUGAGGUCAUGUAUGAUGCAGUCUCCAUCAUGAACGCUGACAUCCUCAACUACUGCCAGAAGGAGUCCUGGUGCAAACUCGCCUUCUACCUGCUCUCCUUCUUCUAUUACCUGUACAGUAUGGUUUAUACACUGGUGAGUUUCUAAGGGGGCAGCCGGCCAGGGAGCGAGCCCAGAACGGACCGGACGCCUGUGCACCCCCAGCCCUGCUCCUCGGCCACAGAGGCCUCCGCCCUGGGGAGGGAAGGGGCACUGGUGCCCCCAGCCUCCUCUUCACCCCCCCAAACUGCUGCUGCGGGGACCUCCCGCCUUCAGAGCCCAAUCCCCUUGGACUAGGGCUGGGCAGAGCUCUACAUAGGGCAGGAGCUCCUCUGCCAGCCUGUGGGCAUGGCAGUCAGUCCUGGAAAGGGUAGAACCUCCGGCCUUGUCCAUUUCAGGGGGGACCUUGGGCCCUGCCAAGGGGCAGGGCUUGACCCUGGAAGUUCUGGGCCACCUCCCUUGAUCCCACUCUGAGGCUCCCCCUGCAGGUGGGGGGGUACCCACACCCAGAAUGAGCAGGCUCAGCAGGGGGGCAGUCCCACCCUUAGUCUGCCCUCUCCCCUCCCCCAGACUCCUUCCUGUCCCCACUUGCUCCAACCCCAGCCCACCCUGUCUCUUGGACCUAUUUUCUAUGUUGCCUGGAGGAGUCCAGCACCCCCUCCCCGGCCAUUUGUGACAAAUAAGAAUAAACUACUGCAAACACA
This is a messenger RNA of Miniopterus natalensis, 1079 nucleotides long. NCBI's taxonomy places the organism in Eukaryota, Metazoa, Chordata, Mammalia, Chiroptera, Miniopteridae. The record is from RefSeq and is a predicted model, not a curated record.